This is a messenger RNA of Aureobasidium melanogenum CBS 110374, 432 nucleotides long. RefSeq lists its product as uncharacterized. The transcript has 2 exons. The coding region runs from base 1 to 432 and encodes 143 amino acids. Lineage: Eukaryota; Fungi; Ascomycota; Dothideomycetes; Dothideales; Saccotheciaceae. The record is from RefSeq and is a predicted model, not a curated record.
AUGGCCUUAUUCCCUGUGCAUGUGACCCAGAGGUCAGAGCCAGACUUGCAAAAGCACGAACUCGUUGGAAAGCAUCGAAUGAUAGCCAGGCGUGAUCUUCUAGGCCAGCAGCAAUCAACAGUGUGUCUUGGUAGGGCAGAUGAGCCAGACUUUUGGAAGCCACGUCUCUGUUGUUUUGCCCUUGUGGAUAUUGUUUCGGAGCAAAGGGAUAACGACAAUCACAGACCAGAGCUCUCUCCUCAGACUCAAGAGGGCACGUCUGUUCAACCAACACCGACGCCCGCUGUGAGGUCUGCGGACCUGGUGGCUGGUUCGGAUGAUGGUCAAAUGACAGCAGUAACAAUGAAUGUGCACAUGCGCACAAUGGCGCGCAAGCAUCAAGGGAGUCAAAGCAUUACGAAUCCUUCGUUCCAACUAUAUUCUAGAAGGUGA